Brachypodium distachyon (stiff brome) is the source of this 2514-nucleotide messenger RNA. Its product is annotated as protein YLS7. Gene Ontology annotation, cellular component: Golgi apparatus. The record is from RefSeq and is a predicted model, not a curated record. NCBI's taxonomy places the organism in Eukaryota, Viridiplantae, Streptophyta, Magnoliopsida, Poales, Poaceae. Gene Ontology annotation, molecular function: O-acetyltransferase activity. The transcript has 3 exons. Bases 454 to 2013 code for a protein of 519 amino acids.
UCAGUUGGUAUUAUUAUGAACUGGAAUGUGGCGCAUGAAUAAAGCUCGGAUCUACCUGCCGAGAAUGUCCGGUAGACUUCUCUCCACCGCCGCGUACAUUCCUUCCCUCUUGCUCUCGCCCACCCAAAAGCUCCAACAGAACUUCGCCGCGUCCUAGCGUCGCCCGCCGACGCCUCUUCUCUCCAGCCCCUGGGCCCUGGCGCGGCUCCGCCUCAUCGCCGCCAUCGCCAUUCCCGAUCUGCCCCCGUUGCGUCCUUGCUGUCUGUUUCCGGCCCGCCCGCGAUUUUGGUUUCGAGGUACGAGUUCUUCGUCAUCCAGCGAUUAGGGCAAACACAUCCCACUGCGCUCCACAAAUUUCAAGAUCCGCCCCCCAUAAUCAUAGGGGCUACGGCCGAGGCUGGCGGAAUCCGGCUGUGGGGAGUCAGCUGAGGUUGUGGGGGUUUGCAUGCGGCCAUGAGUUUGCCGGGGAGGAAGGCUUCGGCCGGGGCUAGCGGAAUCCGGCGGUGGCUCUCCACCGUCGUCGUGUCGGCGCUGGCGCUGGUUUUGAUUUUGGUGGUCAUAUCGCUGUCGGUGGGCUCGUCUCUGCAUGGGUCAUCCUUACAUGAAUACCUUACUAUCAGAGCCAAGGACCCGAAGGGGAAUGAUACUGCAAUUGGUGUUCCAUUACCAGGGGAAGAGUUGCAGGGUGGAAAGGAACCCUUGGUCGAGCACAGUGCUAAAAGUGGUACCCUGAAUUCAAGUGAGGCGUCGUUGAAUACAACAGAAGCUGAUGAAAUGGUGCCAGAUCCAGUUGCCGUUGAUAACAAAGUAGAUCCAGUUGAUGCUGAGAACGAAGUACAGGAUCCAGUUGCUACUGAUGAUACCAUGCCGAAACUCGACGAGGGAACCGUCCCUGACUUGUCAGAUUCAUCCAAUGAGUUUCAAAGGGCUGAUCAAGGUACCUGUGAUCUAUAUCGUGGGGAAUGGGUCUUUGAUUCUUCUGGGCCAUUGUACACAAACAAUUCUUGCCCCUUGAUCACACAGAUGCAAAAUUGCCAGGGAAAUGGGCGACCCGACAAGGACUAUGAGAGUUGGAGAUGGAAGCCUGAACAGUGCAUCCUCCCACGCCUUGAUGCAAAGAAGUUCUUGGAGUUGAUGAGAGGCAAGACAGUUGCCUUUGUUGGGGAUUCAGUAGCUCGAAAUCAGAUGGAGUCCCUCCUUUGCAUUCUGUGGCAGGUAGAAACCCCAGUAAACCGUGGCAGCCGCAAGAUGAGCAGGUGGGUCUUCAGGUCAACCUCAACAACUAUCUUGCGCAUCUGGUCUUCUUGGUUAGUACACAGAUCAAUUGAAGCUGUGGGGUUUGCUCCUAAGGGUCUUGAUAAGGUUUUCCUGGAUAUAGCAGACGAGACGUUCAUGGAAUCUGUCCCAACUUUUGAUGUGCUUGUCAUCUCCUCUGGACACUGGUUUGCCAAACGAUCGGCCUAUAUCCUAGAUGGCAAUGUUGUUGGAGGGCAGCUCUGGUGGCCUCGUCAAGCUGGAAAGAUGCAGAUCAACAACAUUGAUGCUUUUGGUGUCUCUGUUGAGACUUGCCUGACUGCUGUGGCGACUAACCCAAAUUUCACUGGUAUAGCUGUUCUGCGCACAUACUCACCAGAUCAUUAUGAAGGUGGGGCAUGGAACACUGGCGGUUCUUGCACUGGGAAAGUUAAGCCCUUGGAUCAGGUUGUGAGGAAUGGGUACACGGAUACUAUGUAUGGAAAACAAAUUGCAGGCUUCAGAAAGGCAGUGCAGAAUUCUGGGGUACAUAGUUCCAAGUUGAAAUUGAUGGACAUCACUGAACCCUUUGCCUUGAGAGCUGAUGGGCAUCCUGGUCCAUACAGAAGUCCUGACCCAAACAAGAAGACUCAAAGAGGCCCAGAUGGAAAGCCUCCACCUCAGGAUUGUCUGCAUUGGUGUAUGCCUGGACCUGUAGAUACAUGGAACGAGAUGCUGUUCGAGACUAUUAGAAGAGAAUUCGGGGGAGAUGGAAGCUGAAGAAAAAUGAUUGCUGGUUACUUGCCAUUAAGUCGUAUGUUCUGCAAUGCUGCUAAACAUCGGUGUACAUCAGAUAGUUUAUGAUGUUGUUGUUUUACCAGGGAUAGGGAGAAGUGGAGAACUAUAUCUUUGGAUGGGGAAAAAAACAUGUAGGCAUGUUUGACAGCAACUGGGGUAUAUAGGAGACAUUUUUUGCUGUGAUGGGGGAUUAGGUUUUUUAGUCUCAAACUCCCAAUCAAGAGGGAAUGAGAACUAUGAGCAAUUGAUCUGUUAUCUGGGAUCUGGAUACGUUCAUUGUGUUUUUACCCGACAUGUUUGGACAAACAAUUUUUCAUGCCAUUUUUUUGGAAAUGAAAACCUCAUGGUUUGAAACUGAUGUUAAGUGCUCUGGGAGUAUUUGGAAUAUACCUGGAUGGAACUGCUGUAACUGCUCUGCGCCAUAUACUGUAUUUUUCUUGCCACUGUGAUGUGAUUAUAUGCAGACAUUGAUUUUAGAAAGUA